Messenger RNA from Solea senegalensis (Senegalese sole), 953 nucleotides. Its product is annotated as troponin I, slow skeletal muscle-like. Gene Ontology annotation, biological process: muscle contraction. Bases 108 to 677 code for a protein of 189 amino acids. Gene Ontology annotation, cellular component: troponin complex. The transcript is spliced from 8 exons. NCBI's taxonomy places the organism in Eukaryota, Metazoa, Chordata, Actinopteri, Pleuronectiformes, Soleidae. The record is from RefSeq and is a predicted model, not a curated record.
CAUAAAAAGCCGCUCAUUGUCUGCGGCAGUCGCUGUUUGACUCCAGACACCUCAUCCACACGACACAGAAGUCACACAGAGGGGGAGCCCGACACACGUUUGCAGCCAUGAAUCCCAGAGGGGAAAAGCCAAAGUCGAAGAUCUCGGCUUCUCGCAAGCUCUCGCUCAAGAUGCUUCUCCUGACGCGAGCCUGUGAGGAUCUGGAGCGAGAGACGCAGGAGAGGGAGGAGGAGAAAGUGCGCUACCUGGAGGAGAAGCUGCCUCCGCUGCAACUGUCUGGUUUGGCACUGGGCGAUCUCCAGAAUCUGUGCAAGCAGCUUCAUGCAAAGAUUGACGAGGUGGACGAGGAGCGAUACGACUGUGAAUACAAAGUGGGCAAGCACAACAAAGACAUUCACGAGCUGAAGCUGAAGGUACAGGACCUUGGCGGGAAGUUCAAAAAGCCCGCCCUGAGGAAGGUGAGGGUGUCCGCUGAUGAGAUGAUGAGAGCUCUCCUGGGCUCUAAACACAAGGGCUCCAUGGACCUGAGAGCUAACCUCAAGUCUGUGAAGAAGGAGGACGUCAAACAGGACAAGGUGCUCACGAGUGAGGUGGGCGACUGGCGUAAGAACGUGGAGGCCAUGUCUGGCAUGGAGGGCCGCAAGAAGAUGUUCGACACGGGCGGCGCCGCACAGUGAGACAACGGACGCGAACGCUGAUCAAUUAAAAGCCGGAAAAGGAAGAAGUCUAGUCACACGUUUGAAACGAAUCAUUAACAUGGUGGUUCAAAAAGCAUGGAAUCCCUCCCCUUCUUCAUUUGCCUGAUUAGCGACUCAAAGCACUUAACGCGUAUGAUGACGGUGAUUCACUUUCUUUUUUCCUUUUUUGCUACCAAAGAGUAUUUUCUUUGUUUUGCUAUGACACCCGUGAAAAGUGUAAAUUAAUAAACAUGUUUGUUCCAUAUCUGCACGAUA